Aethina tumida (small hive beetle) is the source of this 2255-nucleotide messenger RNA. RefSeq names its product alkyldihydroxyacetonephosphate synthase. The transcript has 6 exons. Gene Ontology annotation, biological process: lipid biosynthetic process. Bases 211 to 1995 code for a protein of 594 amino acids. Gene Ontology annotation, molecular function: FAD binding; alkylglycerone-phosphate synthase activity. Lineage: Eukaryota; Metazoa; Arthropoda; Insecta; Coleoptera; Nitidulidae. The record is from RefSeq and is a predicted model, not a curated record.
CAAACAUUUGGUGCGGCUCAAUUUUUUGUGACGCCCAUGUGUGUUUGUGUGGGGGUUUGUUGUAACUAUUAGUCAAAAUAUCCAGUUGGAUUAGUUCAGUCAUGGAUUAGCUGUGGCUACGUUAAAUUGCAACAACAUUUUUAGAGAGUCGGUGCAAUUUUUAAAAUUUUAAAAUAUUCUUGCAAUAAUUUUUAAGUUGUCGCUGGAAAUAUGCCGGGAAGUAACUAUAAAUUGUCAACAAUCAAUGUUCAAAGUGCCAUACCCAAAAAUAGACAAGAUCUGUUGAAGUGGAACGGAUGGGGCUACAACGAUUCGAAGUUCGUAUACAGAAACGGCGAGGUUUACUUCACGGGAAAAAGAUACGCAAUCGGCGAACGCCGUUUGCCGCAUCUAAUAGGAUGGGUUACAAAAGAACUGGGGGUGGAAUUGGAGAAACCGAAUCCAGCACAAGAACUGCCGACAGAAGACAAAUUUCCUACACCGAAAAUUAGCGACGAAAAUUUAGAUGAUCUCAAAAAACUGAACGUUUCUUACUCCCUAAAAGGCAUCGAUCGCUUGGUGAGAGCCCAUGGUCACACCCUCAACGACAUAUACUUACUGCGCAAUGGCACCUUCGAGCGUAUACCGGACGUGGUGGUGUGGCCAACGUGUCACGAUGAUGUCGUCCGUAUCGUCACCUUCGCCGCGGACCGCAACAUCGCGGUCAUACCCUUCGGAGGUGGCACCGCGGUGUCCGGAGCCGUCGAAUGUCCCGCACGCGAAACCCGGACGAUAAUUAGUCUAGACACGUCGCAAAUGAACAAGAUUUUGUGGCUGGACAAAGAAAAUUUAGUGGCCUGUUGUGAGAGCGGAAUCAUUGGUCAAGAUUUGGAAAGGGAAUUGGGGAAGUUGGGCUACACAACGGGACACGAGCCUGAUUCCUACGAGUUCUCCAGUUUGGGUGGAUGGGUUGCUACAAGAGCCUCAGGGAUGAAAAAGAACACGUACGGCAACAUAGAAGAUCUUCUGGUACAUGUUCGGAUGGUCACGCCGAAAGGAGUGUUGGAAAAGAACUGUCAAGUACCUCGUUUGAGCUGCGGUCCUGACUUUAACCACGUGGUUAUGGGUUCUGAAGGUUCCUUAGGUGUGAUUACUGAAGUUAUAAUCAAAGUACGACCUUUACCUAAAUGCAAACGGUACGGGUCGAUCGUAUUUCCUGAUUUUGAAUCGGGAGUGAAAUGUAUGAGAGAAGUGGCGAAACAAAGAUGUCAGCCUGCUUCUAUACGAUUAAUGGAUAAUGAUCAAUUUAAAUUCGGGAUGAUCCUAAAGCCGGAAGAAAGUAAACUGUCCCAGAUUGUGGACGGCUUGAAGAAGUUUUACGUGACGAAAAUCAAAGGAUUUGAUUUGGAUAAAAUGUGCGUGAUGACGCUGUUGUUUGAAGGCGACGAGCAGGAUGUAAAGAAUCACGAAAAGAAAGUCAAUUCAAUUGGCAUGUUAUUCGGAGGAAUGCCAGCAGGUCAAUCCAAUGGAGAACGAGGUUACAUGUUAACAUUCGUCAUCGCUUAUAUUAGAGAUCUAGCGUUGUUGUACAACGUUGUGGCCGAAUCGUUCGAGACCUCAGUGCCUUGGGACCGCGCCCUAGCCCUAGUGAAAAAUGUCAAAAGAACCGUGGCAGAAGAAUGUCGCAAACGUUCUAUCACUCACUUCGUGAUAAACUCCCGGGUAACGCAAACUUACGACGCCGGAUGCGUGAUAUAUUUCUACCUCGGGUUCAACUACUCGAACAUUUCGGAUCCGGUGCAAGUCCACCACGACAUCGAGACGAGUGCCAGGGAUGAAAUAAUCGCGUGCGGUGGUAGCAUAUCGCACCAUCACGGCGUCGGGAAAUUGAGGAAGAAAUGGUAUCCGAGUACCGUAUCGGAUGUUGGAGUUAAAUUGUUUCUUGCCACGAAAAAGGAAUUGGAUCCAAAAAAUAUUUUUGCCACUAAUAAUUUGGUGCAACAGUCCAAGUUGUAAAUUUGUGUUUAGAUUUACUUUUAAGUACUUAUUUGUUUUUGUCAGUAUACUUAUUGUGAUUUUGUGUCUAGUGUUACCACAAGGUAUUGCAGGAUUUAUUGAUAUGAUCAUGAAUUCAAUGCACUGUUUUAUUAUUAUAAUUGCCAUUACUAAAGUUUUAGUUACCUUUUUGUAUUGAUCUAGUUUUAUUAUUAUAUUUUGUUUGUUUUAUUUUGAAAUGUUUUAUACAAUUUUCAAUUUCAUAAAAUGAAUAUGUGAAA